GAAAGGCCCAAACCCACCCGGCUCCGAGGGUGUGUACUGCAGGGAGACGGGCCCCGCCGAGCGGAGCGCGGCGCUGCGGGCACCGCCCCCGGCCGGGCCGGGCGGGGCUGCGUGCGCGGGAGGCGCGGCACGGCGGUGGCGUGGCGGUGGCAGUGGCAGUGCGGCGGCACGGUCAGCUGGCUGGGGAAGCAGUGCGGCGGGACGGCAGCGGCGGGAUGUUCAGCUGGCUGGGGAAGCAGGGCGGCGGGCGGGAGCGCGGCGGCGGCGCCGACGUGGUGCAGACGGUGACCGGCGGGCUGCGGGACCUCUACCUCCGCAAGCUGCUGCCGCUGGAGGAGCACUACCGCUUCCAUGAGUUCCACUCGCCCGCCCUGGAGGAGGCCGACUUCGAGAACAAGCCCAUGGUGCUGCUGGUGGGGCAGUACAGCACCGGCAAGACCACCUUCAUCCGGUACCUGCUUGAGCAAGACUUUCCAGGCAUGAGGAUUGGUCCAGAGCCUACCACGGAUUCCUUUAUUGCUGUAAUGUAUGGAGAAACAGAAGGAAAUGUUCCUGGAAAUGCCCUGGUUGUUGAUCCUAAGAAGCCAUUCCGGAAACUCGGCCGCUUUGGAAAUGCUUUCCUGAACAGGUUCAUGUGUUCUCAGCUACCCAACGAGGUCCUGAAGAGCAUCAGUAUCAUUGACAGCCCUGGCAUUCUCUCUGGAGAGAAGCAGCGCAUCAGCAGAGGCUACGACUUCUGCCAAGUCCUCCAGUGGUUUGCUGAGAGGGUUGACCGAAUCAUCCUCCUUUUUGAUGCCCAUAAGCUGGAUAUAUCUGAUGAGUUUUCAGAGGCCAUUAAGUCAUUCCGGGGCCAGGAUGACAAGAUCCGAGUGGUGCUCAAUAAGGCUGACCAGGUGGACACACAGCAGCUGAUGAGGGUCUAUGGUGCACUCAUGUGGUCCUUGGGAAAGGUGAUCGACACGCCAGAGGUCCUGCGGGUCUACAUUGGCUCCUUCUGGGCCCAUCCCCUCCGAAACACAGACAACCGACGGCUCUUUGAAGCCGAGGCACAGGAUCUUUUCAAGGAUAUCCAGAGUCUCCCGCAGAAGGCUGCUGUGAGGAAACUCAAUGAUCUCAUUAAAAGGGCAAGACUUGCAAAGGUUCAUGCUUAUAUCAUCAGCUAUCUGAAAAAAGAGAUGCCCUCUGUAUUUGGGAAAGAGAAUAAGAAGAAGGAACUGAUCAACAAGUUGCCUGAGAUCUACAUCCAGCUCCAAAGGGAAUACCAUAUCUCAGCAGGGGACUUCCCUGAAGUCAAGAAAAUGCAGGAGCAGUUGGAGAACUGUGAUUUCACUAAAUUUCAUUCUUUGAAACCAAAGCUAAUUGAAACUGUGGAUAACAUGCUGGCCAACAAAAUUGCCUCCCUGAUGAACCUCAUCAGACAGGAAGAGAGCAACAUGCCCACAGAGAUGGUGCACGGUGGAGCAUUUGAUGGCACCAUGGCAGGACCUUUUGGCCAUGGAUAUGGGGAAGGUGCUAAGGAAGGAGCUGAUGAAGAGGAGUGGGUUGUUGCCAAGGAUAAACCUGCUUACGAUGAGAUUUUCUACACUCUGUCACCAAUCAAUGGCAAAAUAUCUGGGAUUAGUGCGAAGAAGGAGAUGGUGACUUCUAAACUGCCCAAUAGCGUCUUGGGGAAGAUCUGGAAACUUGCAGACUGUGAUGGCGAUGGGAUGUUGGAUGAUGAAGAGUUUGCAUUAGCAAAACACCUCAUCAAGAUUAAACUGGAUGGGUAUGAACUGCCGGGCACACUACCUUCCCACCUGGUGCCACCAUCUCACAGGAAACCUUUCCAGACAGCAGAAUGAACAAUACAAGGAGAAGAGUGAAUAUUUUGAAAUUCCCACAGGAAAUGUGCUGAAAAUACCAAAAUUUGAAGUUAAGCUUAGAUCCGUAAACCUCAUAGCACAUUUCACGCGAGCUACUGAAGUCAUAAGCAUGGCAGCAGGGAAAUAUUCGUGUCACUGUCCCUGCUGACCUUCACUCAGACAUGCUUAUCACAAGUGCCUUAUAAUAGCUCUGUCAUAAGGUGAAAAUGUUUCUGUAGUCCUGUGUCCAUGUCUUGCUGCCUUCACAACCAUAAAGCAGAAAAGACCAUGCAUAAAAUUUGCUGACCUUCACCAAACCUAAAUACUUACCAACCCUGUCUCUAAACUAUUCUGAAUAGCACACUGAAGCUCAAAGUGUUAAAUUCACCUGCAUAUGCAAGGAAUAUUUAGAUGCUAAAAAUGUACUUAAGCCAUUGAGUGAAUGUAAGUCUCUCUAUAGUCUAAGAAAAGGCUGAUAUAAAAGGAAAUCCUUUUCUUUCUUUUUAUUGUUGAAUUUGAGUUAGAAAAAGGUAGAAGAAUAAUGAGGAGAGUCUCAUAAGUGCUCAGUGUAUGAGCAAAGUUGUUUUAAAACUUCAGAUUCUAUCUAGAACUGCAAAAUACUAAAUUUUUUUUCCAUCUGUCAUUGUGUCUUAUCUGAAGAAUAGCUUCUUCAGUUUUAUGCACCACUAUAUAUUCAGUAUUAUCAUUAGAACUGAGAUCUCUUUUGUUCCCUGGAUUUAUAGUUUUCUUUGCAGUUUAAUCUUAGCUUCUCUGCAGACAAUGAAUUUCUGAAUGGUUCAAAGUGACAGCAGAAUGGUUUCUUAAGCUGAAAAAACCAUGUUUGCAUUGAAAUUAAGCCUCACUUUGUGUUCAGAAAAGGUGUAUUGCUCAAAUUCAGCCUCCUCAAAGCACAUCAAAUUUUCUCGGGUUAUUUUCAUUGGUAUUUAAUUUCUAUUUACAGCUAAUUAUACAGUUAUGUCUGUGUAUUUUUUAAUAUAUAAUAUAUUUAAGAAAAAAUUUUAACUCUUUUUGCCAACACGUAGCUGACAACCACAAAAGAGAGAUUGAAUUCUCAUGGUGGCAGAUCUGAAGGAUGGGGAGGCUAACAGGAACUGUUACAUUGACUGUAAUAAAUGACAGACUCAUUCCUCCAAAUAUUGCUCCUUUAUUGAAAACAAUCCAUGAAAGGAAUGGAUGCUUAAUAAACAUUUAUUUUCCAACAACAUACAAUCAAAGCUGAACAUACUGUCUGCUUACAACUGAUUUUUAUCAAUACCUUAAAAGAAGGCAAGUCUUUGGCCCUGUGAACUUGAGACUUUCAGGGAGGGCCAGUUCUUUCCUAAAAUCAAAUUUGGCAGCCAGUUCUGGUCUAUGUGUAUGAGCAGGAAUUGACUUGUAUUCCAUUUGUAAUAGGAAAGACCAUACACAUCAAAGGUACUGUAGUUUUCAGCAGUUUCUUGUUAAGUCUCAGUAAGUGGCAGCAGUAAUGCCUUCUGAGACAGAGCAAGCCAAAAAGUGCUUUAACACCCCUGCAGUAGGGGCGGGGAGGAAAUAGUUUGGAUGUUGUCUUCCAGUUAAGGUUUUAGUCACACUUCCAUGUUCAGUUUUUUGUGGGUGAUCUAGGAAAAGUCUUAGCUUCUUUUCCCAAAUCAUGUCUUUGUAGGUUGUCAGUUUCAAUACUUCACAUCUUUCUGGACCUCUCAUCUUUCUGUAUCUGUUCUAUUCUGAGAUGCAAUUUCCAUGAACUUUGUCAGGGCUGUUGCAUGGGAAAACAAUGAUGCUAUUUUAAGUAAUGGCAGAACACCACCUUUACCUUGCCAGGUUUCUGGGCCUGUAUCAAGGAUGUCCUGGCACAGUUGAAUUGUUCUGAGGACUUCAUUUUUUUGGGGUUUGUUUUGUUUUGUUUUUUAAUUCUUAGGUAUUUUUCCUAUCAUUCAAGCAUACCAACUUUAUUUCUGUUAGACCUAAAUUAGGAGCCAAAUUAACCUUAGUGCAUCUCUGUGCACUUUAGUAGACCUGUGAAACUUGACGCUGAGUCUACCUGUGUGACUGUACAUCUGCAGAGUAACUAUUUUCUAUGUAAUUUAUUUUUGAUUGAAAAAAGUAGUCAGUAGACAUUGCAGGUGUUAAGAAAAAGGCUGCAGAAGUAGUAAUGUGUGUUUGUUUGUGGGUAGUGUCUGCAGUCAGUACCACUUCAUGCACUACUGACCAGCUUAGUCCUAGUGACUAGCUUAAUCAGGAAAGGCACCAGGAGAAAGAAUGCAAGCUUGUGUAUUGUGACCACUGGAGUGUAGGCAAAGCUGAGAGGAUCUGGGAAGCUGAUGAUUUUCCGACUCUGCCUUAGCUCGCUUUGCAGCACCACAGGGCUGCAGCAGGGGACUCCUGCUUGAGUUCCCACCACGUGUAGCUUCCAGGGGUGAUGCUCCAGACAUAUUGGAGCCAUGUGAUCCCAUGCCAUUAGAAAUAUCCUCCUUUGGUGAGAAGAGCAGGAUAGUUUAAGUGGUUUUAUUCUAUUUUUCUAGUUUUGUUGGUAGUAAAAUGGAGAACACAGCCUUUUCCUCAGUCUCUGUGGCAAUAUGCUAGCUUGGUCUUAAGGCAGACAAAUUGAAAUACAUCCUUUUGAUACGUUAAAAAAUUUUGCCUAGAUGGGGUUGUAGUAUUUUGCUUUGUGUUCCUGUAGAAUUUGGAAGAUGAAUGCAUAAAGCAUGUGUAGGAGUAGAGGUGGAUUUUCUCUGGCUGUCUGGAGAAAUAGGUGUGUUUCAUGGUUGGCAUACACAGCUACAUAAAUCUAUUACUAGGUAUGUGGUACAGUGAACUAGCAUCACACUUAGAUGAUAGGAAUAAAAUACAUUUCAUGUGAACUUUAAACAGCAGUUUCUUGCACAACUAAACUGAUGGAGUAGAUUGCUGUUGCUCAGGGGAGGGGUUUUCUUCUCAGUACAUCCUCGCAGGUCCAUGAGCCUCCCCUGUUUCCCUUGCUGGCUGCCUGCAAACCUGUUCAGUUAAACCAGCCACACACAAGUGUUUGGAUAAUGUUCUGGGGAGUUGGUGAAUCCGUGUGUUAGAAGCAUGAGAAGUGAACAGGAUUGCCUCUCUCAGGAUAGUAUGCUCUGUUUAUUUUAACAGCAGUAUGCAGUAAUCUUUGGUGUUCAGUUUGUUACUAAUGUCUGCUGAAGAAAGGUGAAGAUGUUGAGUUGGUUGGACAUUUUAUGCCUAGGAUUUUAAUAACGUUUUCUGCAAGAUCAUUCAAAGCUGUCUGUAAUUCAUCCUGUGAAAUCUGUGCCCACUGAUGUAGCCUACUAUCUUAAAGUAGAAACUGCUGCUUUUAGCUUUUCUCCAACUAUUCCACAACACAGUUUCAAUUUACAACCCUAGUUCUAUUCCUUCAGAAAUUAUGAGUUUUUGUUCCAGAUUGGAACAGAAAAUGUGGGGCUACAGUUCCUAACCACAAUACAGGACACUGAGAGACUUGAAAGCUGUGACAGCUUGAAAUUGGAGAGUUUACAAAGAUUUUAAGUCAGGUUGAGGUCCCGUUUGUUAAUUGGGUGUGGUGUGGAUUUGUGUGGAACCUGGUCUCAAAGCAGCAGGCAUGUGGUCCCUGGCUUUCAAUAUUGUUUAUUGCCAGCACUUGAAAUGCACCCUCUUUUCUUUCCAUCACUUUCUUCCCUUCAAUAUGUGCACUCAUUUUAGUGGCUCUUUAAAUUGUUGGAUCUCAAGUAGAGUUUGAAGUGUAUGGUUUGAUGGAUAUGUGUAACUUAGCACUGAGGAAUGAUCAUGAACUUAAUUUUGUAUUUCACAUGCUCACCUUUUUUAAUAUUUUUGUUAAACACUGUUUUCACUUAAAAGGCACUCUGAUUUUUGAGGAAAGGCUUGAUCUGUGCAGUGUGCUUCAGUUUGCACAACUAGGCAAACGAAGUUGUAAGUUCAUUAUUGUUGCACUUUUAUUACACAGUAAAUUCUUUGCAGAUACUGUAAUAUAUUUUAAUAUGCUUUGUAAUCAUUUUUAGAAAGCAGUGAUAAAAAUUGCUGAUUUAAUAAACUAAUAUUGAACUACCUGA
Molecule: messenger RNA, 5899 nt
Organism: Onychostruthus taczanowskii (white-rumped snowfinch)
Lineage: Eukaryota; Metazoa; Chordata; Aves; Passeriformes; Passeridae
Gene: EHD4
Product: EH domain containing 4
Exons: 6
Coding region: 216-1841 (541 amino acids)
Biological process (GO): endosomal transport; endocytosis
Cellular component (GO): plasma membrane; cytoplasm
Molecular function (GO): GTP binding; calcium ion binding; protein binding
Source: RefSeq, a predicted model, not a curated record